UCAAAUCCCAGGCAGAUGUCUAUGUUCAAGAAGAAACAUUUGUUUGAAGAAGAAAAAUAUUAUUUUCGGUAACACUGACAGCUAACCUAUAUAAGGUGCCAAUCAAAGUGUUUACGGUUUUAUUAACUCAUUUAACACACAACAACCUGUAAGGUAGGUAACUGUUGUCAUUGUUUUACAGACAAGGACUUAACUUGUCCAAGGUCUCACAGCUGGUUGAAUGAUAAGGAUUAUGAGAAGAAUUCCAUUAUUGUCCACUCAGAUUUGCAAUGCCAGGCCCAGAAAUUUCAAUUCACUAAAGGUUGAAUUGUUGUGGAAUCUUCACAAGGUGUUGAAGGCCAGACUCCAGUCAUUCCAUUCAGAAGCUCCAGCAGGGGCAUGUGGAGGCCAAAGGAUGAAAUGUGAACUCAUCCUGCGCCUGAAGCUGAGGGGAACCCAGAGUUACUCAUCACCACAAUCUGAAUUUGUCUGAUGCUGCUGACAGGCACAAACAGAGCGGUUGAGCACUCAGAGUGAAGUCACCUUACCACACCCACAGGCAAGACACUCAAGUAUCCGUGGGUACAGGAAUCUGUCUAGUAACCUGGUUUCUCCCAGCCCGCAGAAAGGAUUCAUGGAAUGAGAAAAAAAAAAAAAAUGAUCUUGAUCUUUGCUAAUGCUUCACUCAAUCUAAAACAAUGUUCCACUCCAUGACUACAUCAAUAGUCUAUGAUCAAAUACAAGAGUAUAAAAGUUAAUAAUUCUUUUUUCCACUUUUUAAUACUUGGCUUAAUAUAGAAUUUUCAUUCUACCCAAAUGGUUAUGUUUCAGAAUUCGUUUUAGCAAACCAUCUGCAAUGUAGAGCUGGCAUAUGAGUUCAAAUGGUGUUGUCAGAAUCUGGUAUCUCUCCACUUUGUUAAUCACGAAGUAAUCACAAAGCCUCUCAGAACUUUGCAUAGGACUAACAUCAAGCCUGUGGAAUUCAUCACUUCCUUAUUGAUCAGGCACCUAAGGCCUCAGGGACUCACCGCUGCAACUCCACUAGUAAGAAAAGGAGUCAAGAUUGGAGUUUUUCUAACUCUGAAGUCCAGAUUCUUAAUCAGUUGUGAGCACCACCUCCCAUUCCCCCAUCAGCUGACAGUCUUCUCAGGAAAUCAACCAGAUUUGUUGCCCUCACACCACAGGCCCAGAUAGCUGUGGUCUACUAAGCAAAUGCAAAUUACCUGAAUCAGGCUGCUGGUGACUCACCAACUCCCAUUUAAAGCAACAUUGGGGUUGGAGGCAGUGAGAGCUCAAGGUAGAAACCAUGGCUCACAGACCCUGCUUCUCCUCCUGGUCAUUGGUCUGCUGGUUGGUAGUAGCUGUGGCAAAAGGACAAGAAGAGGUUGUCACCCCACCAGGAGGCUCACAACAUAUAAACCCUACAGACUGCCAGAUCUUCACACUCACCCCUCCACCCACCACGAGGAAUCCGACAACAAGGGUCCAGCCCAUUACUAGGACACCCAAAUAUCCCUUCAGUCGUAUUACACAAAGAAGGCCUAGAAUCUAUCCUGGGUUUCAAAACAGACAUUUUCUCCCUCCAAGGUGCAACCACCGUUUCCACUUCCAGCCAUUUCCCUGGCCACACGGUCGUCUUAAUUCUCGUAGAUAUUUCCUUGGAAGAAAUCUCCAGAGUGAAAGUUCAUCUGAAGAAAGCAGAGAGAAAAGAGAAGCCAAAAUAUACUGAAGCAAAAAGAGCCAAUGCCUCCAAAAACAUGAAAAUAUUUUUGCUAUCUCUUUCAAAACCAAAAUUAUUGGAUUAGAAGAUAAAGUAAACUA
Molecule: messenger RNA, 1800 nt
Organism: Marmota flaviventris (yellow-bellied marmot)
Lineage: Eukaryota; Metazoa; Chordata; Mammalia; Rodentia; Sciuridae
Source: RefSeq, a predicted model, not a curated record